Nematostella vectensis (starlet sea anemone) is the source of this 8780-nucleotide messenger RNA. Its product is annotated as GRIP and coiled-coil domain-containing protein 2. NCBI's taxonomy places the organism in Eukaryota, Metazoa, Cnidaria, Anthozoa, Actiniaria, Edwardsiidae. The coding region runs from base 191 to 8011 and encodes 2606 amino acids. The transcript is spliced from 53 exons. The record is from RefSeq and is a predicted model, not a curated record.
GCUCAAACACCGCUGACCACUGCCAUGGUGGCAAAACAUGAAAGUUAGAAACUUUUCAUGCUUCGUUUUUUUCCCCAUGAAAACGCAAGGAAUAUUCAAUAACAUAAUGAUAUAGCAGGGGCGCCGUUGAAGAUAUUCAAGAAAGCUAGUCUGGAGAUUUUUAUUUCCCUUAACGUGGAAAGACGUUGAAAUGGCAGCCAUCAGCGAUAGAAGCCCAGAAAUGGAGACCGCAAAUGGACAUGGCACACUGCCUGUCGAUGGAGACAUGUCUGACACAAAGCAGCCAAUGCAACCCUUACUUGCACAACCAGGGAAAAGCACGCCUGGAAAGCUUGAUAGCCUUCCUAAGGAGGAACUCAUUAAAUUUGUCAAAAAGCAAAUGGCAUUAUUGAAACAAUCAAGAUCAAAGUGUGAAGAAUUAAGCUCUCAGCUCAACCAGGAGAAGGAGGAGAUCCAAAGGCUUGAAGCAGAGAAGUCUUCCUGGCUUGCACGUGGGGUACAUGCUGAGUUUGAGAAAAAGAACAAGAUCAUGAUGAAAGAAGAAGAGCUAAAAAUGGCAGCUGAGCUUGGAAAAAAGAUGCUGGCUGAAAAUGAUGAUAUAAAAAUGAAAUACGGAGAGCUCAGCAGAGAACACGAAGAAGUAGUUAAAGAACUAGAUGAAGAAAUCACAAGAGUAACAACAGACAGGAAUAACCUACGAACAUCCCUGAAAACCUUACAGGCCAAGUACGAACAAGCCAUGCAAAAGAACAAGGAGUAUGAGAUAGCUAUUGACAGGCAAGGGUCUGAUGAUGAAAAAAAGCUGGAGCAAAAACAGGCAGAUAAUAAGAUGCUACUACAAAAAAUUCAGAAACUCCAGGCUGAAAGAGAGCAAAAUCAGUCGACAAUAGAGAAACAGGAUCAAGAGAAGAGCAAGUUAACUCAAACCUGCAGGGACUUGAAAGCCAAGCUAGACACCUUACGUGCUGAGCUGAAGAAAUUGAAAGAGAAAAGAAAGACUCCUGAUGAUAAAGCCAUGGAAGAACUAAACAUGGAAAAUCAGAAACUGCGAGAAAAUCUGGAACAGUUUUCUGUGGAGCGGGAGGAUAUGAUUAAGGUUCUCAAGUCCUUCAAGGAGCAACUCAAAGUCAAGGAGCAGAACAACCAGGAAUUGCAGUCUCAGCUUGCUGUACUUCAGAAAGUAAAAAAUGAAGUCUCCAGUAAACCCAGUACUUCCCAGAAACCUAGAAAGCCAGUGACAGCAGCUAGGAACUCAAAUCAGUCUACAGACACCUUGAUCCAGGAAAAUGAAGAACUUAGAGGAAGCAUUGAGAGCUUGUCCAGUGAGAUUGAGAUAAAAAGUGCGGAAAAUGAACAUUUGCGUAAUGCCCUGGACACCUUGCACAUGGAGUUUGAAGGCAGAGACUUGACCAACAAGGAUACAGAGCUUGAGCUUGAAGCUGUCUUGAAGGAACGCGACGAAAAUAAGUUUUAUGUGAAGGAGCUUUGCGACGAGUUAGAUAAAGUGAAGGCGGAGAAAGAGAAGGCUGUCAAAGCAAUCAAGACGCUGAAAAUCACACACGAGAAGCUGAAGUUGAAGCUUAAAGAGAUCAGUACUUCACAGGAGGAUCUGACCAGAGUGUCGGCAAAGGAUGUGAAAAAGAGGUUGGCGGUCAUGAAGGUGGAAAAAGACGAGGUCGAGGGAUCUCUGAGAGAAGCCAGGAAGGAGAUUCAGGCGGCAGAAGAGAAGAAUAAGGAAUUGAUGUCCGAAUUCCAAAAGGUGUACUCAGAUAACGAAUCCCUUCAGAAGAGAGUGAGUGAGUUGGAGGAGCACCAGAAAGUCAUAGAAGAGACGAAUGAGACUCUGAAAAAGCAACACGAGACGGUUCUGUUUGAGAAGGACGAACUUACGCUUACCAUCAAGACGUUACAGGAGGAAUUCAACACGAUGCUACAGGAAUACGAGAAAUUAAAGGCUAAGAUGGAAAACUUGCCAACCGAGAUGGAUGGUCAAUCUUCCAAUGGAAUACCCAAGCAACAUCAGGACGAAGCAGAGAAAGAGAAAGCGGCUAACCUCAUCCGGGACCUUAGGGAGGAACUCAAGCUCAGUGUCGUGAGAGAACAGGAACUGAAAGCGGAACUGGAAGUAAAGAACAAGACUGAGGCCGAGUCUGAUAAGAUAAAGGAAAAACAAAAGCAUUUGCAGCAUAUGAAGGCGGAGAAGGACAAGGUUCAGGCGGCGUACAACGCUCUCAAGAAACAGUGGGAGGAGCAUAAGUUGACGUGUAAUAAGAGCAACCAGGAAUUAGUCAACAAAGUAAAGUCUCUUAACGAUGACAAGCAAAAACACAUGAAGCAGAUCAAACUGUUAACCGAGCAAAAAAGAGCUCUAAAGGAAUCCAGCGAGGAGGCGAAAAGGCGAGUUGCUUCCUUAACAGAGGAGAGGAACGGCCUAGAAAAGACUAACAACGAACAAGAGGCAGCGAUUCGAGACGUGAAUGAGAGGAUAGCGGGGAUUGAAGAAGAGAAGCGAACCUUACAGAGGCAGGUGGCGACUCAAGCGAAUGAAAGAAGCGCUCUUCACAGUGAUUUGUCCGCAGUUAACGAGACCGCGCAGAAUAUUGAGCGAGAACGCGAGGAUUUCAGAGAAACUGCUGAGAGGCUGACUGAAGAGAACACCCGUCUUCUCCAGCGCGUCUCUACCCUGGAAGAGGAAAUCUCAAGGUGUAUGAACGAGAAAGAGAUCCUUGCUGAACAGGUCUUUAAGCUAAUGACCGAGAAGGCGUCACCUCAAACAUCUGAGAACAAUGUUCAACUCGUGGUUGACCAAGAGGGUGAAUCACUAACUAAUGUUAAUCCAGGCGCACAAGCAACAGAAGGGAAGGGUGCAGAGACACAUGGUGCGGGAGAGGUCAGAGGGGCAGGAGACGAGGGAGUUGCGCGCGUAAAUGACCUUGAAUCCAGAGUGGUCACCUUGACGGAGGAGCGCGACGCUGUGAUCCAGGAACUAGCGACUUUGACGGAGAAGAUGGAAGCGUUGGAAAAGGACAGGGAUGAACUAGAACUGAAGCUACGUGGCUCAGAAGAGGAGGAUAGCACAGUUCAAGGGAUGAUCAAAAUAAUCGAGGACAAACUACAGGCCACGGAGUCAAUGGUUCAGGAGCAAAGCGGCGAGCGUGAACGACUUGAGGGUCAUCUAGCAGAGAUCACCGAAGAGCUCAGUAAGGAAAAGGCUGGAAAUAAGGGUCUGGUUGAUGAGAUUGAGAAGCUAAAGAUCAACAAAGCGCUGCUCGAAUCUCAUGUAGCGGAGUAUGAAGAGAAAGCUCAAGAGAUGUCUAAACAGAUUGAAGAAUUAAAGAAUUCAGAGGAGCAGAAAGCUGAAGAAGAGAAGAAGGCGAAGAGAGACGCUAAUGACCACGUGAAUCAGUUGCAGGAGAAACUUGGAGCGGCGAUGAGAGACCUGGAUAAAGCGAAUGAUCACGUGAAUCAGUUGAAGGAGAAACUUGGAGCGGUGAUGAGAGACCUGGAUAAAGCGAACGAGAGAAACAAGGAGUUAAACGAGUCCGUGAUUCAAACACAGUCAGAGAAAGACACGAUCAAGCACUCGCUUCACAUGAUGGAAGAACAGUACAAAGGGCUUAGACAGCAACAGGAGGAUCAUCGCUCGACUGUGAAUGAGCUGGAGACGAAGCUUGAGGUGUUAUCUAAAAAACUUCUCGUUGCCAACGAAGAGAAAUCGACGCACGAAGCUGAGAUAGAGGACAUCUUCAAGGCGCACGACGAGUUGGAAGCCAAGUACAACGACGAAGUUCGCGAGAAAAAGGAACUGCACGAGUACAUCGAGCGACUUCACGAAGAGCAAGAAGACUUGCAGGCCCAGUACUGUUCUCUCUCCAAGGAGCACAAGGUGAUCACUGAUCGACUCGCCGAGAUCCACUGCAGCCAGCUGAACAGCGAGUCGCAGCAUUAUCAGCAGCUGACAGACCUACAGCAGCAAAACGCCUCACUGCACGAGGAGUUUUCCCAGCUUAAAGAAACUUGUGAUACUCUGAACUCCUCAUUCGAAGAGAAGGACCACGAACUCGUCGAUCUGACUGAGAGGCUCCGUGAGAAGACACGGGAAGUAGAGUCAUUAACGACGCAACUAGAAGAAGCCAAGUCAGCCUUACAGAGCAAAAAGCAAGAGCUUGAAAAUACACUCAACGAGCUCAAACAGAAGAAAACGCAAGGAGAACUUCAGAGAAACACGGACAGCUUACUGAAAACCGUUGAGGAAUUGAAGCAAGAUAAAGAAGAGGAUUUUAAAUACUUUGAAGACCUGAGAAGCUUGGAGGAGAAAAUACGGCUAAAGGAUGUGGUAAUAGAUGAGUUGAAAACAAGUCUUGAGACUUGCUCCAAGGAGAGGGACGAAUUGGUGGAAAGUAAUAGAAAUUUAGGCUCAGAAUUGAAGGCUUUAAAGAAAGAAAACGAGGAACUGGUCAGCCAAGUUGAGAGCCUUAAUCAAAAGGUCGAACAGGUCGUUUGCGAUAAUAGCAAGGAAUUAUCUGAUUUGAAGGAGAAGUUUGAGCGUGAGCUUCAAGAAAAGAGAACGACGAUAAGAGAAACCAAAGACAUUUCAAAUGAAGAGAUAGCAACAUUGGAACGUAAAUUUGAAGAAAGGGAAGGCGAGUUUAAAAGUCUUUGUGAGAAGCUACGUGCACUGGAGACAGAGCUGUCUGAGUUGAAUAGUGCUAAACAUAAAUACUCAGAGGACGGUAAAGUCAAAUCGAAGGAAUUAGAUGAAAUUAAAGAGGCCCUAUCAAUAAAGGAUAAGGAUAUCGAAAAUUAUAAUCUAGUUAUUGAAAGUUUGAAUGAAAAAUUGCAGCAGGGUACACAAGAUUUAGUAGCAUCAAAUGAACAUUCAAAAUCUCAACAAUCGGAAAUAGAAAGUCUUCGCUCACAAAUCGAGUCUUUGAAUAAGUUUUACAACGAGAACCAGUCCGCUGAGGAAAAGCUACAAGGACAGAGAGAGGUGCUGGAUUCUCUGAACGCUAAAGUUAAAGAAUUGGAAGAACAAUUAGAACUGAAGGAUUCUGAUUUGGAAGUUUUGAGAAGAGAUUUUAAGGAGGCUGAGAAUAGUAAACUGGAGACAGAGCGACAGCUGAGCGAACUUUCUAAGGAAACUUGUCAUUAUAAAGAGAAAGUUGAAAAACAAAACCAAGAAAUACAGGAACUCCAAUCUAAAAUCAAUCUUUUAUACAAAGCAGUUGAAGAAAAGGACUCCGAGAUAAAUAACCAAAAAAUUGAAAAUGAUAAUUUGGGCAAAGUUGUUGAUUCUAUGAGAGAAAAUCUCCAAUCGAUUGAGUCUGAAAUUAUUCAAAGAAACGAAGAAAAUUCUUUAUUACAAAGCCAGUUGAUUUCAUUCAGGGACAGUACGAGCGAAAAGGACGAGGAGCUACAUAAAUUACGAGCUUUAACUGAGGAAUACAAACUUAAAUGCGAGGAGCUUGAUGCUAAGGUUUCCGGACUGGGUGAAGAGUUAGAGGCAAAGAGACUCGACGCGAAGGAUUUGGAGGCUAAACUGUGCGAGCACAAGCAGCAAGUGGAAUUCCUGCAGUCCCACAUGUCUAGUGUUAGCGGACAAAUGAAGGGGCAAGAGGCUCAAGUAACACAAUACACGCAGCAGUUGGAACAGCUCAAGGCAGCCCUUGAUCAGUCGAAAGACAACUAUGCUGUUCUUGAGAAGGAGACAAUAGAGAAAGAUGAAAAGAUGGCCAAACUCAAGCAGGUCGCCAUUAAAGCAAAGAAAGAACUUGAAAACCAGAAGAAACAGGCUCAAUUGGAAAAGGAGGAACUGAUAUCUGUGAUUGAGGGAAUGAAGGAAGAUGCGGAGACCCUUAACAGUAAAUUCGCCCAGCAGCAGGACGAGACGCGUCAAGAAAUCUUCCAAGAGCUACAGGCACAGCUAGACUUUUCACGUAACGAGCUGACUUCCGAGAAAUCCAAGGUUGAGAAGGCAGAGAAGGAUCUUGUGGAUGCCGCGACUCAAUUAAGCAAAGCACGUGAAGAGUCCGAGACCCACAGAAACGAAAAGGACGCCCUUGCCACAGAGCUCUCCAAUGUCAAGACAAUUAAAGAGAAUGUCGAGACUGAGCUUCAGAAAGUCAAGGAGCAGCUGAGUGACCAGGCCUGUCAACUCGAGGCUAUACAAACUCGCGAUGCGGAGCGAAUCGCGGAGAUUACUCGUCUUGAAGAACUCGAGAAGAGCCAGAAGGGGCUGGACGAGCUCAACAAGCAAAUCACAGACAUGACGCGUGAACUACAAGACACCCAAACGAGGCUAGAGGCCGAGAAACAAGACCACCAAGGGGACAAAACUCAACUGGAGGACACAAAGAAACUGCUUGAAGCCGCCAAAAAGGAAGCGAGUCAGAACAGCCUGAUGAAUUUAGAGAUCGCCGAUUGCCAGCGCACACUUGAGUCUCUACAAGCAAAGCUCGCGGAGAGAGAGCAGCAGCUGACAGACGCCCAGGACGAGAUCGGACACCAAGAGAGAAAGAUCGAGGACAGCCGCGCCCAGAUAGGCGCAGUUGAGAGUCAGCGGCAGCAGACCGAAGAACGUGCGCUUAAGAUGAAGGCGAUGUUGGUGAAGACAAAGAAAGACCUCGCUGAAACCAAGAACCAGCUGACGGCGCUGACCAGCAAUGAGGUGCGGCUCAACACCGAGCUUGAGCAUGCGCGCCAGCAAGAGGAGACAUGCAAGGUGCAAGUGGCGGAGCUUACGGCGGAGAACCACGCCUACCAGCAACAGAUACGCACAAUAAAUGAAAACACUAAACGCACGGUCGACGGACUGGAACAGAAAAUGGCCAAGGUCAUGGCGGACUGUGAAGCUGCAAGGGCUUCCCAGGAUGCAACGCUGGCAGAGUUUGAAAACUACAAGACGAGAGUUCACAGCGUCCUCAAGCAGCAGAAAACCAAGCCGGUCCACUCACCGGACAUGGACCCGUCCGAAAGAUCAAGGCUUGAACAAGUGGUUGAACAGCUAAAGACAAAAAUACAAGAAGCAAACGACCAGUACGUGAGCCUGCGAUCAGAUUACGAGGAGCUUGAGGGUGAGCAUGAACGCCUGACGUCGAGGCACAGCCGAGUGACGCAGGACCUGGAGGAGAAAGAGACGGCUUGGAGACAAAGGAUUCAGCAGCUUCAAUUGGAUAGCACGAACAGUACCGAGCACCAAGCGGAAACCAUCCGACACCUCUCCGAGCAGAACGAGACUAUAUCGAAUACUUACAAGGAGAAAAUCGCUAACUUAGAAACACAACACAGUCAGGAAAUGGAGCGGUUACAAACCAAGCUAAUAGAAACUGAGGCGCGGUUACAAAAGACGAUACGCGACCAGGCCUCAACACAGGGAUCCCGGUCGCCGCCUCACUCACUCAACCUGCACGCUACGAAAAGCACUGAAGAGAGAGAAUCUGGGGAGGUAAUGAGCGUUGAGGGUAUGGAUCAGAGCGAACUAGAGGAAAGCGAUGUUCGUUCCCAGUCCGGCUCGGUCCCGACCUCCCCAGUGACCCCUUCAGCGGCGUCGGUGCUUGAGAAGGUCUUGUCACCCACGGCCUCCACGUCUUACGAGUUCCCCUCCCUGCCGUCACCUUUGGACGAGACGACCCUGGUGCUGAACUUGACGGCAGCGAAUCGCAAGAUCGAGCACAUGACCGAGUUACUUCGCGAUCAUGAAGCAAAUUCUCUACGACUCACUGAGCAGACGAAAAUUCUGAAGGAAGAGAUCAGAAGAUUGGAGAGGAACCAAGAACGCGAGAAAGAGGCCGCGAAUCUCGAGUAUCUUAAGAACGUUAUACUUAAGUUCAUUCAGUGCGGACCGAGCGAGCGUGAGCAGCUAGUGCCAGUCCUCAACCAGAUGCUCAAACUCAGCCAGGAAGAGAAAACCAAAGUCACGCAAUUUGCCAAAGGUGAUAAUAACGACGAUAUUCAGCAAGAGGGCGUGUCCAGCUGGUCUAGUUACGUGUAUCGAUGGACCUCCUUCACAUGAUAGUAAUGAGUGCUAAAUACAGGAUUCGCACCUACUGCUGGAUAGAGUUUAGGAUAUCAAAAUACCGUGGAACCCCUAUAUAACGGGCAUCCAUUAAGCAGACAACCUCUAUUUAACGGACAUUACCAAAGUCCCGAUUUAAGGUUUUUCCGUCAAACCCUAUAAAUAGAACCUCUAUAAAGCGGACACCUCCAUAUAACUGUCGGUUAUAGAGAGGUUUCAAUGAUACAGCUUCCGAAGCUAGCUUAUCCUCAAGGAAUGUAUUUCUGCGACUUCAUCCUUUUUGAUUAUGGUUAAUCAGUAUGUUAUGUCUAAUCUGUCUCUUGGAUAAGCCUAGAAUAUAUUUCAUGAAAAGAUGCCGAAAUACAGAUAAGAGGGGGAAGGAUAUUUUUUUUUUUUGGGGGGGGUGGAUGUCGGGACUAUUUCACACAAAAAUUUUAUUUGUAAGAACUUGUGAAUGUUAAUGAAUAUUAUUCAAUGUACCAUUUUAUCAACGGGUUAAACAAAUAUUUAAAUAAAUUUAUUUAUUGAUGGACAUUAAAUGAUAUGAAACUGUUAUUUUUAUCAUAUGGAUAGAGGAAUAAGAAUUGCUUUUAGAAUUAACAAAGGAUCAUUAAAGAAGUCAAGGCAGUUUUUAUCAAGCUCGAGUUUAAUUCGGUAGAGAACGCUCACUUGGCCUAUGAGCAGCACUAGUAGCUUUAUUGUGCUUGGUAGUGUAUUUUUGUAGAUUUAUAGAUCUCAUAAGAAAUAAAGCUGAAUUGAUACUGCA